UCCAUUUCUUCCUGCAACACCCAGGUUUCCACGGCUAAUCCUAAUCUUGGGCACUGGGUUGCAUCUCUCGUCAACGCUGUUCCAGUAAUCAGGUCCACAGCUCAAAGUUCUUACCUUUUCUGUCCAAAUUCUGAUUCUCUUCAUGGAUUUCCCGUUCCUGGAAAAGCUGAAAAUUUGGAAGAAAAAAGCAGAGCAAGAAGAAGAAGGUCCUCCUCUGGUGUGGUUCGAAACCUCUGCCACUGUUUCUCGCCGCUUCCAGUUUGAACCCAAUGGCCAACUUUCUGUAACGCUUGUUGGUGAUUCUAGGCCAUUAUACCACAGGAUUGUUGACUCUUUCUUGAAUAAAUUUUUCCCUUCAGGAUAUCCAUACAGUGUGAAUGAAGGUUACCUCAGAUACACGCAGUUUCGAGCACUGCAACACACUGCCAGUGCCGCGCUAUCAGUGUUAUCAACUCAGUCACUGCUAUUUGCUGCAGGCUUGCGGCCCACUCCUGCACAAGCGACUGCUGUUAGUUGGGUUUUAAAGGACGGUAUGCAACAUUUAGGGAAUAUAAUAUGUAGCAAGUUGGGUGCAAGAAUGGAUUCUGAGCCUAAACGUUGGAGAAUCUUAGCUGAUGUGCUCUAUGAUUUAGGCACUGGUUUGGAAGUUCUUUCUCCCUUGUGUCCACAGUUUUUUCUUGAGAUGGCAGGCAUAGGGAAUUUGGCCAAGGGGAUGUCAAUUGUUGCAUCACGAGCUACAAGAUUACCUAUAUAUUCUUCAUUUGCUAAAGAAGGAAAUCUAAGUGACCUAUUUGCUAGAGGGGAGGCUAUUUCAACUCUCUUUAAUGUUGUUGGAAUUGGAAUUGGAAUUCAAUUAGCAUCUACUGUAUGUGCGUCAAUGCAGGGAAAGUUGGUUGUGGGGCCUCUACUAUCAAUUAUACACAUAUACAGUGUUUCUGAAGAAAUGAGAGCAACUCCUGUCAAUACCUUGAAUCCACAAAGGACUGCAAUGAUUGUGGCUGAUUUUCUCAAGGCUGGAAGUGUAUCAAGCCCAGCUGAUCUAAGAUAUCGAGAAGAUUUGCUAUUUCCUCGGAGACUCAUAGAAGAUGCUGGAAAUGUAAGAGUUGGUAGGGAUUUGCACAAGGUUAUUAAGCCUUCAAAGCUUCUUGAAUCAAAACAAGUAUUCCCUGGGGAGAAGUUUAUUUUAAAUGGUGAUAAUAGGUGCAUCGACAUGGUAUUGGAGCAGGAUGCUAUCGGCAAAGAUGCAUUGAGAGGGUGGCUAGUUGCUUCAUAUGCUGUACAAAUUGGCAAGUCCUCUCACGAGCUCAGUACCAGUACCCUGCUACAGGCCUAUGAGAAAAUGAAUGAGGUCUUCCCUGCCUUUAUAAAAGAAUUACAGUGCAAAGGGUGGCAUACAGAUCGGUUUCUUGAUGGAAGUGGUUGCCGCUUUGCAUUGUAGUGUACAAAUUAAUCCUAUAUUGGCUUUAGUAGGCCUUUUACCUAUUGCGAGAGAUUUGAUGCAUUACAUGUGAUGGUUCAGGUUACUUCUUCAAGUUAAUCUUAAUAUAGCUGUUUGUAUCUAACUAUCCUGCUGCAGGAUGAUCAACGGUCCAUAUCCUGAAAUGUAGGAUGCAUAUAGUAGCAAUUGACUUUGUUUUCUUCUCUUGGCUUGA
Molecule: messenger RNA, 1652 nt
Organism: Glycine soja
Lineage: Eukaryota; Viridiplantae; Streptophyta; Magnoliopsida; Fabales; Fabaceae
Product: protein root UVB sensitive 2, chloroplastic-like
Exons: 10
Coding region: 143-1438 (431 amino acids)
Biological process (GO): auxin polar transport; response to UV-B
Cellular component (GO): chloroplast envelope
Source: RefSeq, a predicted model, not a curated record